AUGUCACUUUUUUCUAGAUUUACAUCCAUUUUUGGCUCUAAUUAAACCACUUAGGCCUCCAGCACUCCUAUAAAUUAAUAAUUAUAAGAGAAACUAGCAUAAAUAAUUACUUCAAAUAGUAAACUAGAUCUUAAAUAAAAGGGUGAAGUUUUGGCAUAAUAUUUAUUAGAUAGGGAUGGUAAAUGAUAAAUAAUUAAAUUAUAGAGCAUAUUGAGUUUUUGUUCUAGUUUUUAGAAACUAAGUCUAAAGAUCUUCAAGGAGUUCAAGUAGUCCAUUUGUUGGCAGCUUUACAUUAACAAUUUUAAUAUAAUGAAAUAAUAUAAGAUGUAGCAAUUAAGUUAAGAGAAACAAAAAUGCCUUGGGUUUAAUUGGAAAAAUAAGAAUGGUAUUCUACUUAAACUGAACCUGACUUAUAAAAGAAUUAAUAAACAUAAAAGAUUUUGACUGAAUUUGAAGAUAAAGCAUAACCAGCUAGAAUAUAUGCUUAAUUGUGUUAUGUUUAUUUAUAAAAAUUGGCAGCCAAUGUUGAUUUAUAUAGAGCUGUACUUAAACUUAAUUAUCCCUAUGUGGCAGAUAAAGAACAAAUUGAAGCAAAAUUAAUGUUCUUAUGGCAUUACAAAAUACAAAAUUUGAUAAAUUCAGGCUUAAUAUUGAUUUAAUAUAAUCCAAAUUUAAUAGAAAUAUAAGUAGCUCUAUAUGUUGAUGUAUGGAGAUUUCAGAAGUUUAUUUGUACUGAAAUUGAAAAAAUCAUAGAUUAAUAUGCUACUUUACCUAAUAGUGAUACAUUAAGUUUAUAUGAAAUUUAUUGUGAAAGCAUAAAACAUUAUGAAUAUCUUAAUCAAUUUCAUUAAUUUACUUAAAAUAUUACAAAGCCUCCACCUUAAUGUUAAAUAAAUAAUUCACUAUUAUAAGAAUUCUUUGGAUUUGUUACUAAAUUAAAAGUGUUAAAUCAAUUCAAUUUCAAAAAGUCUAUUAAAGUUCCUAAUAAAUAAGAUCCUAUUAUGGGUAUUCCAACUAAAAAUCCAAAUGUAUUAUUUAUAUUUACCUUAGGUUAUUAAUAUUAGGAGAUCAAGUUAACAAUUACAUGACUCAUUAAGUAGUGAAUCUGAAGUUGAAAUUGAUUUAGGAAAUAAUAAAAAAAUGAGAUCUGACCAUAAUAGAGGAUAAAGUACAUUUCAAUAUGUCUAAAAAUGA
Paramecium pentaurelia is the source of this 1194-nucleotide messenger RNA. Lineage: Eukaryota; Ciliophora; Oligohymenophorea; Peniculida; Parameciidae. The record is from the annotation of a GenBank genome assembly.